GACUCUAGAGUGUUGAUUCCAUAGGAAGCCACAAUGCUUCAUCUGCUUGUGUGCAUGCUCAGCAUUCUGCUCUCCCCAGUGACCUGCCUCAACCAAGAAGGCCUCUACCUCCAACAAUUCAAGCUAACCCUCGACGACCCCGACAAUCGCCUCGCCGACUGGAACCCCCGCCAUGCCACCCCUUGCAACUGGUUUGGCGUCCUCUGCGACCCCCCUACCAACACCACCGUCACCUCCCUCUCCCUCCCCGACACUAACAUCGCCGGUCCAUUCUCCGCCCAUAUCCUCUGCCGCCUCCCCAACCUCUCCUCCAUCAACCUCUUCAACAACUCCAUCAACGGCACCCUCCCCCUCGACAUCUCCCUCUGCUCCAACCUCCAACACCUCGACCUCUCCCAGAACCUUCUCACCGGCACGCUUCCCCACACUCUCCCUCACCUCCCCAACCUCCGCUACCUCGACCUCACCGGCAACAACUUCUCCGGUCCCAUUCCGGACUCCUUCGGGUCCUUCCAGAAACUCGAGGUCAUCUCCCUCGUUUACAACCUUCUAGAAGGCACCAUCCCUCCCUCAUUGGGGAACCUAACCACCCUCAAAAUGCUGAACCUCUCUUACAACCCCUUCUACCCGGGUCGGAUCCCGGACUCGCUCGGCAACCUCACCAACCUCGAGGUUCUCUGGCUCACACAGUGCAACCUCGUUGGCACCAUUCCAGAAUCGCUUGGCAACUUGAAGAACCUCAGGGACUUGGACCUUGCGCUCAACGAUUUGUACGGUUCCAUCCCCACUUCCCUCACUCGUUUGACUCGUUUGACUCAGAUUGAGUUGUACAACAACUCGCUCUCCGGGGACCUGCCUCGUGGCUGGAGAAACCUCACCGCCCUACGCCUUCUCGACGCCUCCAUGAACCACUUGACGGGGACCAUACCGGAGGAGCUCUGCGCUUUGCCCUUGGAGAGUCUCAACCUCUACGAGAACCGCUUUGAGGGCCAGCUGCCGCCGAGCAUUGCCAAUUCGCCCAACCUCUACGAGCUCAGGAUCUUCGGGAACCGUCUCACCGGAAGGUUGCCGGACAAUCUGGGGCGCCAUUCUCCUCUCAGGUGGCUCGACGUCUCCAGCAACCAGUUCUUGGGGCCGAUUCCGUCCACGCUGUGCGAUCACGGGGAACUGGAGGAGCUUCUUGUGAUAUACAAUUUGUUUUCCGGCGAGAUUCCGGCGAGUCUGGGAACGUGCCAGAGCCUGACGCGGGUGAGGCUGGGGAACAACCGGUUCUCCGGCGAGGUGCCGGCGGGGAUGUGGGGUCUCCCCCACGUGUACCUUCUUGAACUCGCGGAGAAUUCGUUCUCCGGCCCCAUUGCGAAGACCAUUGCCGGUGCCGGGAACCUUUCGCUGCUGUUUCUCUCGAAGAAUAAGUUCGAGGGAGUGAUCCCCGACGAGGUUGGGUGGUUGGACAAUCUCGUGGAAUUUUCUGGCAACGAUAACAUGUUCAGCGGUUCGAUCCCAGAGACUGUUGUGAAUCUCGGGCAGCUUGGGACCCUUGAUCUUCACAACAACAAACUAUCCGGGGAGCUUCCAAAAGGGCUUCAUUCUUUGAAAAAGCUGAGCGUUUUGAAUUUGGCCAACAAUGGCAUUGGUGGGAAGAUUCCAGAUGAGAUUGGUAGCUUGUCAGUUUUGAAUUCUCUUGAUCUCUCCAAGAACCAGUUCUCCGGGAUGGUCCCUCACGGAUUGCAGAAUUUGAAGCUGAACAUUCUGAAUUUGUCUUACAAUCGUCUCUCCGGGGAGCUCCCUCCUCUGUUGGCUAAGGACGUGUAUGUGGAUAGCUUUCUGGGGAACCCCGGUUUGUGUGGGGAUUUGAAGGGUCUCUGCAGUGGAAGAGGCCAAGCCAAGAGUUUGGGCUAUGUUUGGCUUCUCAGGACUAUCUUCAUUGUCGCCACUUUGGUGUUCUUUGUGGGUGUGGUGUGGUUCUACCUCAAGUAUAAGACUUUCAAGGAUGCCAGAAGGUCCAUUGAUAAAUCGAGGUGGACCUUGAUGUCGUUUCAUAAGCUGGGUUUUGGUGAAGAUGAGAUCUUGAAUUGCCUUGAUGAGGAUAAUGUGAUUGGAAGUGGGUCAUCCGGGAGAGUCUACAAGGUGGUGCUUAGCAGCGGGGAAGCGGUUGCGGUGAAGAAGAUAUGGGGAGGGGCAGGGAAGGGUGGAGAGAGUGGAGAUGUGGAAAAAGGUGGUGGUGGAAGGGUGCAGGACGAAGCUUUUGAUGCGGAGGUUGAGACUUUGGGCAAGAUCAGGCACAAGAACAUUGUUAAGCUGUGGUGUUGCUGCACAACCAGGGAUUGCAAGCUACUGGUUUAUGAGUACAUGCCCAAUGGUAGUCUUGGUGAUUUGUUGCAUAGCAGCAAAGGUGGGUUGUUGGAUUGGCCAACCAGGUAUAAGAUUGCCGUUGACGCUGCUGAAGGCCUCUCUUAUCUGCAUCAUGAUUGUGUUCCACCAAUUGUUCAUAGAGAUGUGAAAUCCAGCAAUAUCUUGUUGGAUGGGGACUAUGGUGCCAGGGUGGCGGAUUUUGGAGUGGCCAAGGCCGUUGAAACUGGAGGGAAAGGAGGAACCAAAUCCAUGUCUGUCAUAGCUGGGUCUUGUGGGUACAUUGCGCCAGAAUAUGCAUACACUCUCAGAGUGAACGAGAAAAGCGACAUAUACAGUUUUGGUGUCGUGAUACUUGAGUUGGUUACUGGGAGGCGUCCGGUGGAUCCUGAAUUCGGAGAGAAGGACUUGGUGAAGUGGGUGUGCACCACCCUGGAUCAGAAAGGGGUGGACCAUUUAAUUGACUCGAGGCUUGAUUCUUGUUUCAAAGACGAAAUUUCCAAGGUUUUCAACAUUGGCCUCAUGUGCACCAGCCCUCUUCCGAUCAACCGGCCCUCCAUGAGAAGGGUGGUGAAGAUGUUGCAAGAGGUGGCAACAGAGAAACAAGUGAAGCCUGCCAAGAAAGAUGGCAAGUUAACUCCUUAUUACUAUGAUGAUGCCUCGGAUCAUGGAAGUGUUGCUUGAUUCAAGUCCCUGCAAGCUAAAGAUCUGGAUCAAUUGAUUCGGAAAGGAAAGUUUGAAGCUUCGCAUUAACAAGAAGCCAACUUUCCCUCCAGAAAGUUGACCAAAGAAAAGAGGAGAGGAAGAUUGGGCUUGAAAAAUUGGUGUUUAACUCUGAGUAGACAUCUACAUCAGAGGUGCUUCCCUACCAAAAUCAAGUUGGUGCUUUGCAUUAUAACUUUAUUUUAGAAAUGAUAUUUUCCUUUGUUAAAAGAAGUAUAAGAUUUUCCGGGUACAUGUAUAUCUGUGACAAGAAUUUUUCCUUGUCUCUUGCAUGGGUCAGGGAUUUAUAUAUUUGUAAUAUCAAUAGCUUCAAAGAAAUUCAGGGUCCUAACUCAUAACCAGUCUUCUGCUGUAAAAUCAGGCUAUAUACUGUUUGAGCUACCCUUACCUACAAAGUUGGCUUUGAAAAUCUGAAAGCAACUUCUACAGUAACCUUCUUUUCUAGAUCAUAUUAACUUAAUAGUAGAAGAUGAUAAGCCUGCGAAGGAAUGGAAUAAGCAGCCUGAUUGUUCUUGAAUGCUCAUAAUUGUUUUUGGAUGUUUGUAUCUAAAUGCUUAGAGCCUUAGACUCUUCUAAGCUUGAGAAUUUGUAUC
Messenger RNA from Arachis stenosperma, 3665 nucleotides. Its product is annotated as receptor-like protein kinase HSL1. Bases 34 to 3033 code for a protein of 999 amino acids. Lineage: Eukaryota; Viridiplantae; Streptophyta; Magnoliopsida; Fabales; Fabaceae. Gene Ontology annotation, cellular component: plasma membrane. Gene Ontology annotation, biological process: hormone-mediated signaling pathway; protein phosphorylation. Gene Ontology annotation, molecular function: protein binding; protein kinase activity; ATP binding. The transcript has 2 exons. The record is from RefSeq and is a predicted model, not a curated record.